AUGCUGACAGAAGACAUGAAGCUCUGGCAUGGCUUAGUGAUCGCAGUCGUGUCCCUGGUCCUACAGGCCUGCCUCCUCGCAGCCAUCUACUACUUGCUCAGCAGACACAUGGCCAAAGAGAAUGAACAGUUACUCAAAAGAUCCAGGCUCUGGGCCCCCAAGCCCAGCCCUGCCCACCACCGCUCCCCUGCUGCACAGGAGACGAAGGAGACGAAGGAGAUGAAGGAGACUGGGGCAGAGAGAAGCACCCCUCCGUGGGAGCCCCGUUACAGGAAUGACUGCAACACAUCCUCAGAGAGCUCCGACAACUCGGACAGCGCCGGCCGCUCGCCUCCCCCCUGCCAGGCCACCAAGAAGGUGAAUUACACACAAGUGGUCUUUCCAGCCACAGGAGGACUAGACAAUGAAUCCGCCCUGGACUAUGAGGACAUCGAGGACAUGACAGAUUAUGUCAAUAUCAACCCAAAAAGCCACAAGCACAAUCUCUGGACUUUUGUGAACCCUGCUGCCUCUGAGCCCGUAGAGUACUCCCAAGUGGCCAUGUGAAGUCUAGGGUCUGCCUUUCUAAAUGGGGUCAAGUUCUCUACAAAUUCUCGUACUUAUUUCGUAGGGAAUUACUUUCUGUGGUUUUUUUUUGUGUGUGUGUGUUUUCUUAACAAAGCUUGGGAGAAAAAAUAGGCUGUAUCUCAGCAAGAAAGGCUCAGAUGGGAAGUUAGGAAGAGCUUCCAGGUUGAGUCUGAGCUCACUGAAGCAGAUCAGUAGGGAAAGUCUCCAUAGAAAAUUGUUUUUAAAGAUUUUAAUCAGCUAUAGUAGAGUCCUGUUUGGCAGCCUUACAAUUAAAUUAA
Eptesicus fuscus (big brown bat) is the source of this 845-nucleotide messenger RNA. It is a transcript of the gene RHEX, whose product is annotated as regulator of hemoglobinization and erythroid cell expansion. The record is from RefSeq and is a predicted model, not a curated record. Gene Ontology annotation, cellular component: plasma membrane. Lineage: Eukaryota; Metazoa; Chordata; Mammalia; Chiroptera; Vespertilionidae. The transcript has 5 exons. The coding region runs from base 1 to 546 and encodes 181 amino acids.